This is a messenger RNA of Rana temporaria (common frog), 2046 nucleotides long. It is a transcript of the gene HOXB9, whose product is annotated as homeobox B9. Gene Ontology annotation, biological process: regulation of transcription by RNA polymerase II; embryonic skeletal system morphogenesis; proximal/distal pattern formation. The coding region runs from base 307 to 1041 and encodes 244 amino acids. Gene Ontology annotation, cellular component: nucleus. Lineage: Eukaryota; Metazoa; Chordata; Amphibia; Anura; Ranidae. The transcript has 2 exons. Gene Ontology annotation, molecular function: DNA-binding transcription factor activity, RNA polymerase II-specific; RNA polymerase II cis-regulatory region sequence-specific DNA binding. The record is from RefSeq and is a predicted model, not a curated record.
CAGUGGGGUGCAGGUUGCUGGAUGUGCUUGGUCGGGUCUCAGCAGCAGCAGCCUCAUCCACAUAAAACAAUAGCCUCCUUGAUAUGAAUGCUGACAGCUCCGUGCGGCCCCUCCGAUUGAUUGAUGGCUCUGUGACGCUUUAUCAGGCACACGGAUAAAGUUUGACCAAUCAUUUGCCAGGAGCUCACAAGGCAAGCAGCCCAAGUGUACUUUUGUUGGCUUAGGAAGUUAGGUCGGGGAGAUCCUAAUUUUUUUUUUUUUUUCGUUGCAUCUGUCGUGUAUUUUUGGUUUGUAUGAUGUCCAAGAAUGUCCAUUUCUGGAGCGCUGAGUAACUACUUUGUGGAGUCCAUCAUUAGCCCCGAGAGCGAGGAGCCUCCAGCACCCAAAUUCUCUGGACAGUACCCCAGCCCCCGGCCGGCGGCGCUCUCUGACAGCCUGGACUUCCCUUCUUGUAGCUUCCAGCCCAAACCCCCCGUGUUCAGCGCCUCCUGGACCCCCCUGAACCCCCACAGCGCGUCUCCCCUGCCGCCGCUCUACCACCCCUACCUCCAGCAGGGCGCCCCCACUUCCGAGACCAGGUACUUACGGGGCUGGCUGGAGCCGCUGCCCAGGGCGGACACCGGACCGGGAGCUGUGAAGACUGAACCGCUGCUGGGUCAGCACCCCGGAGACCUGCACAAGUUGGGAGCCCAGGAGUACAGCCUAGAGCCGCCUGCUGCCAGGGAGCCUGAACCCAAUGAGAGGCCCACUUUCCAGGACAAUAAAGUGUGCGAAGGAAGCGAGGACAAAGACAGGCCACAUCAAACAGACCCAUCAGCUAACUGGUUGCACGCCCGGUCCUCCAGGAAGAAAAGAUGCCCCUACACCAAGUACCAGACCCUGGAGCUGGAGAAAGAGUUUCUGUUUAACAUGUACCUGACCAGGGACAGGAGACAUGAGGUGGCCAGGCUGCUUAACCUGAGCGAGAGACAGGUCAAAAUCUGGUUUCAGAACCGCAGGAUGAAAAUGAAGAAGAUGAACAAGGAACAGGGGAAAGAUUAAUCUCUCCUCCACCCCCUCAAAAAUGCACCUGCUCCCUAUUUAUGAUUUCAAUAUCUUAAUUAAAAUUGAAUAAGACUCGCCCAUCUUUUUUAUUUUUUUGCAUGAUAUACCAGGUUGUAAGCAAUCAUACACCACUGUUAUUUUCUGUGCUAAAUGUUCAGAAGGAGUUUGAAAAGGACCCUCUGUUAUUUAAUAGGCAAAUUAGUGCAUUUAGUUAGCCCUGAAAGGGUGAUAGCUCUAUAUAAGGAAACUAGGGGGGCGAUUUAUUCAAUUAGUAUUUUUUUUAUUUUUUUUACGGUGUUCAGUACAAAUGCCCAACCCGAAAAGUAACAUUAAAAAAAAAAAAUCCCUGAAUAAAACAUUUGCCACGUUGGGUGCUUGAAUAAAACAUGUGCCACUUUAAAAAUAAACCCUGUUGUAUAUCAACUCUAAAAAAGGAGAUCAGAAAAUAAACUACAGCCUCAUAUCAUUCAUCAGCAUCAUAAAGAGGUGUAAUAAAUAUAUAUAUAUUUAGUUUUGACUUCCUCUAUUAUUAAACGCUCUACCAGCAAAAUCAUUUUAACUUACUUUUAUAUACUGAGCCAAAAUAACAGAAAGCACACUGGAUGUCCACGAUUUGCUAAAAUAGUUUUUUAGAAAACAAAAAAAAAGAGGUAAAAGUUUUAAAAAAAAUCUCUUUUUUUUUUAAAGAAAAUAAAAAAAAAUAAACAUGCAGACAGCAAUUGUCUCUUUAGGACUUUUAGUAAUUUCUAAUUUAUUGUGAAUUUUAAGUUUUGAGAGCUGUAGAUUUUGUUGUUCUUGUGCCAAGUAAAUCUAUUUGUAUAUUGUCUGUUUGGGAAAAAAAAUACUAUACUUGAAAUAUUUUGUUGUUGUUGUGUUACUAUAUAUAAAUGUUUUCUUUUUUUUUAUUAUUUCCUGCAUUUUUUUUAAACUGUUUACAAUGCGAGGAUGGUGUAAAAUAUCAGUUUGUGUUGUGAUGUUUAUUUUUUCCCAAAAUUGUAUUAA